Anoplopoma fimbria (sablefish) is the source of this 1183-nucleotide messenger RNA. It is a transcript of the gene elovl4a, whose product is annotated as ELOVL fatty acid elongase 4a. Gene Ontology annotation, molecular function: fatty acid elongase activity. Lineage: Eukaryota; Metazoa; Chordata; Actinopteri; Perciformes; Anoplopomatidae. Gene Ontology annotation, biological process: sphingolipid biosynthetic process; fatty acid elongation, polyunsaturated fatty acid; very long-chain fatty acid biosynthetic process. Gene Ontology annotation, cellular component: endoplasmic reticulum membrane; endoplasmic reticulum. The record is from RefSeq and is a predicted model, not a curated record. The coding region runs from base 227 to 1183 and encodes 318 amino acids. The transcript is spliced from 7 exons.
CGCAGAGGAGACUAGUGUGGUCCCCUAACGACAGAUUCAUGCCAUCGCCGUUUUAUUCAACGGCCCGUUUAUUUCACACUGGAUGCGGAACAGUUAAUCAAUUCAAUUCAUAGAGAACAAGCGCAGUCGAUCACAGGCCGGAGUAACGCUCACUGCAUGACCUUGCAUUGAAUGUCAUUUUAGACGGAUUUUUCUUAAAGCACCGACACGGUCAUCGGCCACAGACAUGGAGAUUGUCACACAUUUAAUUAAUGACACCAUAGAGUUCUACAAAUGGACCCUAACUAUCGCAGACAAGCGAGUGGAGAAAUGGCCUCUGAUGGACAACCCCUUGCCCACGCUGGCCAUCAGCACCUCCUACCUGCUAUUCCUCUGGCUGGGGCCCAAAUACAUGAAGAACAGAGAGCCCUUCCAGCUCCGCAAAACCCUCAUAGUCUACAACUUCAGCAUGGUCUUCCUCAACUUCUUCAUCUUUAAAGAGCUGUUUAUGGCAGCGCGGUCAGCAAGCUACAGCUACAUCUGUCAACGGGUGGACUAUUCAGAGGACCCCAAUGAAGUCAGGGUGGCAGGAGCUCUGUGGUGGUAUUUCAUCUCUAAGGGCAUCGAGUAUCUGGACACGGUGUUUUUCAUCCUGAGGAAAAAGUUCAACCAGGUUACUUUCUUGCAUGUCUACCACCACUGCACCAUGUUCACUCUGUGGUGGAUCGGCAUCAAGUGGGUGGCAGGAGGACAGUCAUUCUUUGGGGCCCACAUGAACGCAGCCAUCCACGUCUUGAUGUAUCUGUAUUAUGGCCUGGCUUCCUGUGGACCUAAGAUCCAGAAGUACCUGUGGUGGAAGAAGUACUUGACCAUCAUCCAGAUGGUCCAGUUCCACGUCACCAUCGGCCACACAGCCCUGUCCCUCUACGUCAACUGCGACUUCCCCCACUGGAUGCACUACUCCCUCAUCUGCUACGCCAUCACCUUCAUCGUCCUCUUCGGCAACUUCUACUACCAGACCUACCGCCGCCAACAGCCCAGACGUGACGCCUCCUCCUCCAAAGGGGGUAAGGCCCUCUCUAACGGGACCCUCAACGGGCUCAGCAAGGCCGCCAACGGGGCAAUGGUGACGGGGAGCAAAGAGGAGAAGCCCCAGGAGAACUCUGGGAGGAGAAAGAGGAAAGGAAGGGCUAAAAGAGAUUAG